This is a messenger RNA of Cercopithifilaria johnstoni, 2253 nucleotides long. The record is from the annotation of a GenBank genome assembly. Lineage: Eukaryota; Metazoa; Nematoda; Chromadorea; Rhabditida; Onchocercidae.
CGUUUGCUGUUAUCAAAUAUCGGUCUUUACAUGGGUAAUUUGUUGUAUCGUACAAAAGAAAUGAGUGGGGCCUUUGGAUGUGAGACACAGCGCGCCGUUUUACAAUUAAUUUGUCGCUUUGUCCGGUAUAAAGGUACGAAACGAAUUGGACGACAACUAGCAGGAAGCAAUGGCGUAGGUGUUUUAUUGGAUUGCUUCCUGAAAGGUCAAUGCGAAAGUUAUAUUGUGGAAAUGUGUAAUGCCUCAUUUGAACUUCGCGAACAGUUCGAAACACCGGGUUGCAUAACGAAAAUUGUUGAGACACAUCCACGUCCUGAAUAUAUGCUGAAGAUGCUUUUGUGCUUUGCACAGGAUGCCUGGGGACGAGCAGCACUUCGUGGACAUGGUGCUCUGGAUAUUCUUGUUGAUGGACUCGAAAAAGCUGAUUCUGUGCAGCAGGAACUGAUUGUCAACACACUUCGACACUUUGUUCAUGAUGGAAGUGGACUAAGCUAUUUGACAUUUUCUACCAAAUUUCUGGAUAUUGUUGUGGACCACAUCAAUCUUUAUUUGAAUAGAAGUAAACGUACUUGUAGUAUGAUGCGAGAUCGAGCGGUUGGCAAGUGUACACUUCACAAAUUAGGUCGUAAAACAGAAUGCGUAUGUUGUAAAAUGUUGUUGGUGCCGUAUAAUUCAACGAAUUUGGAUGUGCUUACCCACUUUGUGGACUCCGAUGCAUCCUUAUCCAGAAGAUUAGUCGAAUUUUCCUGGAGUCCAUCGCAAUCACCACCACCUGGAAUGUGCUCACCGCAUAUGUCACCAAAAAGAAUAUCACUUUCACCGACAUCGCUGAUGGAUGAAUACAUUGAAUGCAUGGAACACCCGACAUCAACAAAUAAUAAUGACAGUUAUUUGAUUCGUUCUUCACAUGUAUCUUACAAGAAUACGGAGCUCGUUGUUGGUGAACUGUACAUUUUGGCUUGGUUAUCACAUAGCGAGUCAAAUAUGAGGCGACUGAUUACAUCAAAAGUUGUCAGCACUUUGUUGCAUUACAUCUCUGAGGCACCAUCGAUGGUUUCCAAAGCACCGCGUACAAUACGACGAAUUUUUCGACAUCGUUUAGCAGUCGAAAAUUUGUCUCGUUUGGAGUUGCAUACCCUUGUUGUGCAUAUUCUAUUGACACGGAAAUGCGAAGUCGAAAAACCAAUUUCAAAGUGUUCAGAAUGUGCAAUAAGAAAUGAUUUUGGUAAUGCAUUGUUGGAAGAAUUUUCAUCUCAUAUCGAUGCACCCUUCGGAUUAGAAGUACUCAAAAAUGUGUACAAAUCAAACAAUGAAAUUGAACAAAUGAAGGCUUGUAUUGCAACAUUGCACCUCGUUAGAAGAGUCGAUAACUGGAAACGCAUGCUUGUAACUUAUAAACCGGUUGAGCGUCUCUUGGCAAAAUUACGUGAAAUAUUGGUUGAUAGCAAUUAUGAAGAAAAUUGGCAAAUAACAACGUAUUGUGAUGGGCCAACAUUAGUUCGUCAAAUUUUGGUUGCGUUAUCAUUUUUGGUUCCAUCAGAUGUCCUGUUGAAUUCGUUGCACGCUAUCUGGAAUGAUAUCACCAUUUACAUCAAUAAUGAUAUGCCGCUUAGUAGAUGUAUUGUAAAGGAAGCAACGUUACUGUCAAGAAAGGCCGUGCCGACUUCAUCCAGUUUACCAGAAUUUAUCAAAUUCAAAUAUGGUAAUAUAACAGAAGUUGUUCCGAAAAAACGUUUGUGUGAAGGGAGUGAAUAUUUCCGGGGUAUGUUUGGUGGUGGAUUUUCGGAGCAAUUCCAAGACACAUUUGAAUUUGACGAAGAGGAAGAACAAUGUUCUUCUCACUUGUUCUCCACUUUCUUACAUUAUUUAAGUGGCUGUGGCAAGUCAUGCGUCAAAAUAAGUGAAAGUGAUAUACCGGCUCUGCUAAAGCUGUCAGAUCGUUAUCUCUGUAUGGGAAUAAGCUCCAAGUUAUUAGCCCACGAAAGUCCGCUCAGAAAUUUAAUCAACGGUGAAACAUUGCCGAAUUAUCUGGAAGUUAUGCUCUCCACCGGAAGCGAUAUGUGUAACGUAUUAAGGGAUGCUUGUAUAAGCUGCCUGCUCAGAGGUUGUACAGAGGAACAAAUGUUUACAGCGUUAAAAAUAGUGGCCGGUAAUCCUGUUGCAGUGGACGCCUUAAUGGAAAUAUUGCAGACAUUUUUGCUGACGUACUGUCGACGGAGAAAAAUGAAAUAUGAAGAGGCAAAAGCAAUUUAA